AGUCUCUACUAGUACUAUGGUAUGCGGACAAAGAUGUGUGAUAUCGAUAUGCGUCUUUUUCAGUAUCAGCAUGAUGUCGUCAACGUCAUCGUCAACGUGAUAUAUAUACAUAAUGUUCCACAUUUAGAUGUUGCACGUGCAGUAAAAUAAAUUUUCGACGUCGGGGACGACAAUGUAAGCGAGGUCUUUCUUCCUGGCGUGAUGUAGUUGCCCUAUUACAACGGAAAGACGAAGAUGGAUCAGAAUCCAUUAGACCAUUGUGGCACUGCUAGUAGACGGGACGGCAGCUCCACGGACCCGGGAAAUGGGGAGGCGGUCAUCGGAAUCGAUGACCUGCCGGACCACGCCGCCAUUGCCGGGGCCGCCGGUGUUGCAGGUACAUCAGACGAAGAUCACGGUGGUGGUGCGCUAACUGAUAUGAAACCUCGGGGGCGCGAUCCUCGGAGACCACCAGUGCCCGGCGCUGAUCCGCCACUCCAGUCCGCCCCAUCUGCCAUAGCAGGAGAGAGCGAUGAACCUGAAGAGCCGCUUCCACCAUCGAGCGCCCUGGUAGAUGAUCAACAAGGAGGUUUCGCACCGCAAGCAGGUGCGACGUCGGCGCAUCUUGCCGGCAGCUUUCUGGAUGAAAAUCCUAACGCCUUUUACCCAGAGAGCAACCUGCCCUGCAAGACGGGCAUUCUCGUCCCUAUGACCAUCCAGGCGGAGAAGCGGCGUCUUUUUCACACCCAGAUGCCGGAGCACCUGGAACCUUGCUUCCCGCCACUUGAGGUGCCACCGACAAACCCAUCAGGCGGCGGCCCAGGAGGUGCACAACCUGUGCCCGUCCCCGCCCCGCCUUUUGGCUCGUCCGCGGGCGGAUUCCAUACCAGUGGAGGCGCGGGCAGCAGUCGCAUGGGAACGGCGGCAGGCGGUGGGGGCUCUUCCUCGACCUCUGCCUACCCACCACCCUCGAGCAGUGCAGCUUUUCUGGGCCAGCACUCGACUGCACUGGGUGCUGACCGAGAGUCAGCUGGAGCAAAGACGACCGGAGUGAGUGACUACAGUAUGGGCACCAGUGGGAACAUUCUGGAGGAAGUCUAUCGUCACGAGGCGGACCGCAUCGCGAAUCCGGAAAAGUGUAUGAAUCGCAUUGUCUACGAUUCGGUCGACCCGAGCCCUUUCCUCCAACAAAGAAACGGCAAUCCAGAGGGUGAAGGCACAACCAAGGGACCCUUUUUUUCCGAAAAAAAGCGGAAGAAGCACAAAGAAAAAUCAAGCACAACUCCAGCAUCGAAGCUGCUUACGGGUAACACUGGCUGCGUGACGCACGAGCUGGAUCCGUGGUAUCCGCUCGCGAACGCUCCUCGAGUCUCAGAGCAAUUGCUGCACGUAAACUCUUUUUCGCGCAACACGAGCAAAGAUUCCUCUUCGUCGUCCGGUACCAGCAAGGACAGCAACCGCAGCACGGUAACGAGCGUGGCCGAGCUGCAGAGCAGCAGUUCCUCGUCUGCCUGUAUCGGAAAGAAAAUCUGGUGCGCCUAAGUGCGAUCGAUGAACCACGGCACGUCCUCGACGUAUUCUAGUCAUCCAAGAAAAGCAGGAUCCGAUCUUCCCAUCUCUUCUAAGUAGGUGGCGAGUAUCAACAGAAGGGAGGAGUAGAUAUGAAUAGAUUUUGUAAUAUAAUAACUCGCUUGCACCUACACCUGCACACCUAAUAGUGCGUCGCUUCGUCGUCCAGAUUUUCGAGCGCGAAGCCGAUACUGGCAGUGAUUUUUUUCAGGCACAUUUUCCACCACUUUGUAUUCAAAGGCGGUCCUGCUGUGCCUUUUUCAUCUCGCCGUGAUUUUAUUGUGGCAGCACUUCUGCUUCUGACGUUCCAUAGCUUGUUCUUCGACUGCCGCGCCAGUGAACCUUUGUGGCACGACGACCUGCAAUGGAGGGAUAGGGAACAAAACGAGCACCACAUCGAACAAACUGAAAAACAACUCGAACUGCAACCCCAUGUCAAGCAGUGCUGCCUCCGGUAGUUGCUCGCUGCGACAGGAUCAUGAUGCCGAUGCGGACACGACACUGCAGUUUGAGUCGAGAUUCGAGAGCGGGAACCUGCGGCGCGUCGUCCAGGUUUCGGCGUUCGAAUAUGACUUGGUUUUGAACCCGGACUACAACACGACGUCGCACGCGCAGUGGUUCUAUUUUCGUGUGGCGAACACGCGGAAAAACGUGCGGUACCGGUUCAAUUUGAUCAACAUGAUCAAGCCCACGUCCUUGUACAACGAGGGCAUGCGGCCCGUGGUGUACAGCAUGCGCGAGCACAACGACCCGAGCAUUGGCGGGAAGUGGAUGCGCGCGGGGGAAAAGUGUGCCUACUACCAGAACGGUAUUGCCAAGCUAUCCCACGAAAAAACUGCUUCACUGUGAUGAUUUUGCAAGAUUUGCAUCACAAGUUUGUUACACAUGAAGAAGAAAACUUGGCAUGCGUGCUUCCUAAGGGAAAACACUGCUAAAAAUCCAAUGUCUUGCAUGUGUAGCAAGACAAACACAUUUGCGUUCCGUUCUAUGCAUCACAAGUUUACAGUGAAACAGUUUUUUCUUGCGAUACAAGCGGCGCGGGGUCUACUACACGCUCACCUUUCAGAUCGCCUUUUCCUACGACUUCGACGUGGUUUACGUGGCAUAUGGCGUUCUCAAAUGUUACAUUCUAAAUUGUUACAUGAAUUUGUAAUGCGAGAACGGCAAAAGUGAAUGGGGGAAGCUUGCGCCUUUUGCAUCACAGAUUUGGCACUGAUUUACAUGCUGUUUAGCCCCUUCGAAGAUUUGUCGUGCGAAGCAGCUUAAUGGUGGCGAUCUUGAUGGCAAAUUUGCAUGGCAAAUCAUGUAACAGUUGAGAGUGUAGUAACAUUUGAGAAUCCCAUAUGGCGCAGUGCUAUCCGUACACCUACACCGACCUGCAGUACGAUUUGUCAAAAAUCGAGGAGGACGCGAAGCCCCGCAACUGCUUCCGCCGCCGCAAACUCUGCGAGACGCUGGCUGCGAACGCCUGCGACCUGAUAACGAUCACAAACUUCGCGGCGCCUCCACCCGCUAGCGCAGCGACCGGUGUGCAGGGGAAAAACGGCGCGUCAGCCUCAGCCGGCAGCAGCACAACUCGUGCCGUCUCAUCUACAACAGGCCCUACAACCGCGACGGCGACGUUCAAUCACCUGCGAGAUCGGUUCGGCGUGGUUAUCACUGCGCGGGUCCACCCGGGGGAAACCAGCGCCAGCUGGGUGAUGAAGGGGAUUCUAGAGUUUCUGAGCGGACCGAGCCGCGAGGCGGAAAUUUUGCGCGACAAGUUCGUGUUUAAGCUGAUCCCCAUGCUGAACCCUGAUGGUGUGGUGGUGGGAAACUACCGCUGCAGCCUAGCUGGCCUAGACUUGAACCGUCGGUGGCAGGAGCCAAGUCGCAAGCUGAAUCCCACGAUCUACUUCACGAAAAAUCUGUAUGGAAGUGGUGCGAGCUGGCGGGAAGUCGUCAUUUAAAUGGUGACUAGGUAGGUUUUUAUGUGGUCGAAUAGCGGUCGUAGCGCUACUUACCGAGGACUUGCAGCUCGAACGAACGCUGUCGCGUGCCGCUCCUUAGCGAAAGAAAGAAUAGCUGGCCUUAUUUUUCCUAAUUUGUACGGCUUUACCUUUAUAUGCGUGGCCCGCCCAGCAUUGAGCGCAAGCUUGUACAAGUACGAGGUCUAUUUUGAAAAAUUAGCGACUCUCUGCAUGGCUGCACUCCGAUAAUUUGAUCAAGCGACUUCUGGAGGAUCGGGACAUUGCGCUUUUUCUCGACAUUCACGGUCACUCGCGGAAGAAAAACAUAUUCAUGUACGGAAACAUCCCGGCGGAGGAGCAGGAGUUUGGGGUGGAGCGAAUCUUUCCGAAACUGCUGUCGCAAAACUCUGACUACUUCUCCUUUCCGGACUGCAACUUCAAGCGGGUCAAAGAGAGCACAGCGCGGUGUGUCGUCUACAAAGAAUUCGGGAUUGUCAACUCGUUCACGCUGGAGGCAAGUUUUUGCGGCCCCAGCAUCGGACGGCUCAGGGACAACCAUUUCAACACCCAUCAUGUACAUUUGUCAUUGGCCAAUUGAAUUCUUAUUUAUUUGUCUUUCUCUUUACAUGUGUUGCAGAAAAUGAUCUUUUCGAGCUGUACCAACGUUGGCUCUAGGCUGUGAGUAGGUCAAGCAAAUAAAACGCAUCGAGCAGAGUAGUCUGGAUAUGGCGCCGACCAGAAACAAUAUCCAGCACAUGCACGGCAUAGAAAAGUGUACGCUUUAGUCUUAGAAAGAUAUCGGCGUGUUGCCGGAGCAGUAUGCUGCAUCAAAUUAACCGAAAAAAAAUCAGUUGGAGCGAAUGGGCGCGGAUUUGUGUAAGACGCUUCUCGAUUACGAGAACCAGCAGAAGCUGUCGCAACUGGCGAAGGAGUUGGCGCAGAGUAGCGGUUCCAUCAAUUGCGACAGCGAAGAUGGGAGCGACGUCGAAGAGGUGCCGAGCGACACGGGCGGCGCAGAGAACGGCAAUCGAGGCACCAACUUACAAGUGGUGGGUAGUGGAGCAACCGCUUCGAGCAGUCUGGCACACGGUGGUCAAGGUCAACAAUAUCUGGGAGACUCAACAGCAGCUGUCUCAGACGGUGUAUUCAAUGAUCAUCAAGACGGCCGGGUGGACUUACUCGGCAACAGUGCGCGCCGUGGAGGGCCUCCUGCGCAGCAUUUGGCUACCUCGAGCGCGGUCGUUACUACGACGACACCACGGGGUGGGUACUACAACUCCACCGGCGCUGCUCCUCUAGACGCGGGUGGAAACGUUAAUCUUCUUUCGGUUUUCAGUGCGAGUGGUGCGGAAGCGAAGAAAAUGCAAGUUCCGUCGACGCCGGUGAAAAAGAAGAAAAGUGGGAAUUCGGAGAAAAAGCAAAAGUCCUUGACCAAGAAGACCCGUAGUUCCAACUGA
This is a messenger RNA of Amoebophrya sp. A120, 4954 nucleotides long. The record is from the annotation of a GenBank genome assembly. Lineage: Eukaryota; Dinophyceae; Syndiniales; Amoebophryaceae.